AGUCGCUCCGCCAGCAACAUGGCGGCUGCCUGAGCGGAGCGCCGGCCCCGCCGCCUCUGCAGCCCGCGGGCCCUGGGCCGUUGUCGCCGGCCGCGUGCGGCCCCCGCGGGGAGAUUGAAUCCGAGGACUGUGCGGCUGCCCCCCUAGUAUGGCCAAUGAAGAGGAUGACCCAGUCGUACAGGAGAUCGAUGUGUACUUGGCCAAGAGUCUUGCGGAGAAGCUCUAUCUGUUUCAGUACCCCGUGCGGCCUGCCUCGAUGACCUACGAUGACAUUCCACACCUCUCAGCCAGGAUCAAGCCCAAGCAGCAGAAGGUAGAGCUUGAGAUGGCCAUCGACACCCUGAACCCCAACUACUGCCGCAGCAAAGGGGAGCAGAUUGCGCUGAACGUGGACGGUGCCUGUGCCGAUGAGACCAGCACGUAUUCCUCGAAGCUGAUGGACAAGCAGACCUUCUGCUCCUCCCAGACCACCAGUAACACCUCCCGGUAUGCCGCUGCACUCUACAGGCAAGGAGAGCUCCACCUGACACCUCUACACGGCAUCCUGCAGCUGCGCCCCAGCUUCUCAUAUCUGGACAAGGCAGACAGCAAGCACCGCGAGCGGGAGGCGGCCACCGAAGCUGGAGACUCUUCCCAGGACGAGGCUGAAGACGACGUGAAGCAGAUCACGGUCCGCUUCUCCCGGCCCGAGUCGGAGCAGGCCCGGCAGCGGCGCGUGCAGUCCUACGAGUUCCUGCAGAAGAAGCACGCAGAGGAGCCCUGGGCCCACCUGCACUACUACGGCCUGAGGGACAGCCGCUCUGAGCACGAGCGCCAGUACCUGCUGUGCCAGGGCUCCGGCGGGGCCGAGAACACGGAGCUUGUCAAGUCGCCCAGCGAGUACCUCAUGAUGCUGAUGCCGCCCAACCAGGAGGAGGAGAAAGACAAGCCGGUGGCCCCCAGCAACGUCCUCUCCAUGGCCCAGCUGCGCACCCUGCCCCUGGCCGACCAGAUCAGGAUCCUGAUGAAGAACGUGAAGGUUAUGCCUUUUGCCAACUUGAUGAGCCUCCUGGGUCCCUCCAUCGACUCCGUGGCAGUGCUGCGUGGCAUCCAGAAGGUGGCGAUGUUGGUCCAAGGAAACUGGGUGGUUAAGAGUGACAUCCUGUACCCCAAGGACUCGUCUAGCCCCCACAGCGGGGUGCCCGCCGAGGUGCUCUGCAGAGGCCGUGACUUUGUGAUGUGGAAGUUCACGCAGAGCCGAUGGGUGGUGCGCAAGGAGGUGGCAACUGUGACGAAACUCUGUGCGGAGGACGUGAAGGACUUUCUGGAGCACAUGGCCGUGGUGCGGAUCAACAAAGGCUGGGAGUUCCUCCUGCCCUACGAUGGGGAGUUCAUCAGGAAGCACCCGGAUGUGGUCCAGCGGCAGCACAUGCUGUGGACGGGCAUCCAGGCCAAGCUGGAGAAAGUGUACAACCUCGUGAAGGAAGCCGUGCCAAAGAAGCCGGGUGGACAGCCAGGGCCCACUGGGCUGCUGUCUGGGGACCAGCGGGUGCAGGUGGCCAAGAGCAAGGCCCAGCAGAACCACGCGGUGCUGGAGCGGGAGCUGCAGCGGCGGCGGGAGCAGCUGCAGGCAGCGGCCAUCCUGCCCGGGGUGCGCGUCAAGGAGGAGCCCAUGAGCGAGGAGGGCGAGGACGAGGAGGAACGGGAGGCGGACGACAGCCAGGAGCCCAUGGACACGUCUCCCGGUGCCGGCGGCUUCCAUCCCCGGCUGGCCAACGGGCUGCCUGCCGGGCGGGCGGCUGGCGGGGACAGCUUCAAUGGGCACGCGCCCCCCAACUUUGCCGGCACCCCAGUGGCCCAGGAACUGCGCGCCUUCGUGCGGGCCACCUUCCAGAGACAGAUCGUGCUGACGCUCAGCGAGCUCAAGCGCCUCUUCAACCUGCACCUGGCCAGCCUGCCCCCCGGCCACAUGCUGUUCAGCGGCAUCUCGGACCGCGUGCUGCAGGACACGGUGCUGGCGGCCGGCUGCAAGCAGAUCCUGGUGCCUUUCCCCCCACAGACGGCCGCAUCCCCGGAUGAGCAGAAGGUGUUCGCCCUCUGGGAUUCUGGAGACAUGAGCGACCAGCAUCGACAGGUCUUGCUUGAAAUUUUCUCCAAAAAUUAUCGGGUACGCCGGAACAUGAUCCAGUCCCGGUUGACUCAAGAGUGUGGAGAAGAUCUCAGUAAACAGGAAGUGGAUAAAGUGUUAAAGGACUGCUGUGUCAGCUACGGCGGCAUGUGGUACCUUAAGGGGACGGUGCAGUCUUGACAGGAGCUGCAGACACUCACCCGACGAAGCCAAACCCUAGGACGGCCCGUGGAGCCCGCAGAGGUGGGAGUGGCAUCUCGGUGGCUUCAGAAGACACGGAGCAGGAGGGACUGAGGGUCUCGGGGCCUGUGGCAGCGCAUCGUCCCGGGGACAGCGGGGGUCCCACACGCGCUGCCGGCGGUGGCAGGCGCAGCUCAGGCUGGCUGGCUCCCAGGAAAGACCACCCGGGACCUUCCUUCCAGUCUAAUUCGAAAUUCCUGAUGUAUUUUGCUUAUUAUUUGGUUCCAUUCUCCUAAUAAUAAAGAGAGUGUGUACUGACAUGGGCAGGACGAUGGAAAUCAUGGUCUAAGAUCUACUUUGCAAACCUGAUGCCAACAAGGCCUAAGUUAUGUUUACAAGAUGAAGAAAACAAUCUGGAGGUUUUAUUUGUUUUGUUUUGUUUUUGUUUGUUUUUUAACAUUUAAAAUGCCUAGAAACCAAUAUAUAGUCUCUGAUUCUAUCUGCUAAGACUUUUGCCAAUAUCAUUAAACAAACCAAAUCAAAUUGUUUUAUUACCGUUGGGUUUCUGUGGCAAGCAACCUCCUUUAGGUAGCAGUCUCAGCUGUUUACAUGAGCCAUCGCAAAAAAAAAAAUCAGAAUCCAGUCCACCCCGUUCUUACUGUCUGUGUGAGGACACAAUCAGAGCCAGGUAAGUAUGGAGCGAUGUAUGAGUGAGGUCAUCACACACCGAUGUAAAAAUUUUAUAUUUUGUGUAUUUUUAAAAUAAACGCCAACACUAACCUGGG
Molecule: messenger RNA, 3072 nt
Organism: Sorex fumeus (smoky shrew)
Lineage: Eukaryota; Metazoa; Chordata; Mammalia; Eulipotyphla; Soricidae
Gene: POLR3E
Product: RNA polymerase III subunit E
Exons: 21
Coding region: 149-2287 (712 amino acids)
Biological process (GO): DNA-templated transcription
Cellular component (GO): RNA polymerase III complex; nucleus
Source: RefSeq, a predicted model, not a curated record